CUCUCCAUAACAUCCAGCACUACUCCAUACAAACUCUCUCUCCAUUACUCCAUCCCGCUGCAUCUCAUAUCUCUCUCAAGGUUCUCGCCUUACUCCCCACCAACAACGCCCAAUCAUUCAUCAUACACAAUGGCCUGGCAGCCGUCAGAACAGGGGCUCCAAGAGGUCCUUGGUAUGCUCAGAGAUACCUCGAGCGUCGACUCAGAGGUACAGAGAAAUGUCGCCCAGCGUCUCGAACAACUUCGUUUCGUCCCCGACUUCCUUGCAUAUCUUGCCCACGUCCUCAUCCACUGCACAGGCGAACAAGACUCUCAUCGAGCAGUCGCCGGUCUUUUGCUCAAAAACUCUCUCAAUCAGCGUUCAGGACCCACAACAAACGAGAACGAUGCCCGAGCAAUGGCCUAUGUCAAGAAUACAGUCUUGACUGGCUUGGCGGACCCCGAUCAGAUUGUGAGACAAACAGUUGGAACGGUCAUCAUGUGCUUGAUCUCCAAUGAGGAUGUUGGAGCUUGGCCAGAAGCGUUGGAUGCUUUAACAAAGGGAAUGGGGUCGACGGACCCUAACGUCGUCGAGGGCUCCUUUAACACAUUACAAAAAAUUUGUGAAGAUGCCCCUCAUAAGCUCGACUUCCAGGUGCAAGGCCGGGACCUCCUCGACCAUCUUGUUCCCCAGUUUAUCGAAUUCACCAACCACAAUGUGAACAAAGUCCGUCUUUACGCCCUCCAAAUCCUCCAAUCUCUUCUCUCCAUCGGUAUCGCCGCUGUCACCGCGAACAUCGAUAACUAUAUCCGUGCUUUGUUCAACAAGGCGUCAGAUCCCUCGCCCGAUAUCCGGAAAAGCGUCUGUGCCUCUCUUGGCUUGAUCCUUGGCUCUAGACCGGACAAGUUGGUGCCAGAAAUGGGCAAUGUAGUCGACUAUAUCGUGUUCUGCACUCAGGACGAUGACGAGACUGUUGCCCUCGAAGCCUCCGAGUUUUGGUUGACUUUUGCUGAGGACGCUUCACUCAAGGACCAGCUCCGUCCUUAUCUUCCCAAGGUCGCCCCACUUUUGCUCAACAAGAUGGUUUAUUCUGACUACGACAUCGCUGUACUUGACAUGGACGAAUAUGAUGAGGAUGUUGCCGACAAGGAGACCGAUAUAAAGCCCCGUAACUACUCUUCCAAGGUCCAUGCCGCGCACGAGAGCAACGACCCUUCCUCGUCCAAGGGGGCUGGGUUUUCUCGUGAAGCUGCUGAUCGAGCGUUUGAGGAGGACGAUGAGGAAGAGGACGAAGAAGAUGACGAUUUCUUUGACGAUGAAGAUGGGACGGGCGAGUGGAAUAUUCGAAAAUGUUCUGCGGCGACGCUGGAUGUGUUGGCUGUAUCUUUUGGAGCAGAGUUGUUAGAGAUUUUGUUACCUCAUUUGAGAGACAAGAUCUUUGACGCCGAAUGGCAACAACGAGAGAGUGGUGUUUUGGCACUUGGUGCUAUUGCCGAGGGCUGUAUCGCCGGCCUUGAGCCCCAUCUUCCGCAACUUGUCCCCUUCCUCCUCAGGUCUCUCGAAGACAAGAAGGCCCUGGUGCGAUCGAUCACUUGUUGGUCUCUUGGUCGUUACGCCAGCUGGAUCGUCCAAGUCAACCCCGAGGACAAGACUCAAUAUUUCAUCCCGACUAUGGAAGGUCUCCUCCGCAUGGUGCUUGACCACAAUAAACGUGUACAGGAAGCGGGAUGUUCUGCCUUUGCCACUCUCGAGGAAGAGGCCGGGACUGAAAUGGCGCCCUUCUUGGAGCCGGUUUUGCGAAACUUGACAUACGCGUUCUCCAAGUACCAGCAAAAGAACUUAUUGAUCUUGUAUGAUGCCAUCGGUACGCUUGCCGACUCUGUCGGGGAUGCGCUCGGCCAGCCAGGUUAUCUUGAAAUCCUGAUGCCUCCUCUGAUCGAUCGAUGGCAAAGAUUAGGAGACAAUGACCCUGAUUUGGUUCCUCUUCUCGAGUGCUUGUCCUCUGUGUCAAUUGCUGCCUCUCAAAGCUUUACUACUUAUACACCCCCUGUCUACCAGCGAUGCCUCAACAUCAUCCACACCACUCUUCAGCAGUACUCUGCCUUCGAGCAAGAUCCUGACAAUGUCGAUGAGCCCGACAGGACUUUUAUCGUCGUCGCUCUCGACUUGUUGUCUGGUUUGGUGCAGGGUAUGGGAGAAGCGAUUCAUCCGUUGAUCUUGGAGGGCCAGCCGCCAUUGUUGCACUUGUUGGCCCUCUGCUUGACACACUACGAACCCCCCGUCAGACAAUCCGCUCACGCUCUUCUCGGUGACAUGGCCAUCUCGUGCUUCCCCAUCCUCAAACCCGUUGUCCCCCAGAUCCUUCCUUCUGUCAUCGAGCAAAUUGUCGUCGAGCCUCCUGCUGACUGCAUCAGUGUGUGCAACAAUGCCGCCUGGGCUGUGGGUGAAGUUGCUCUUCAAUUCAACAACGACUCUGCUGCCCUUGAGCCGUUUAUGCCUGCUUUGGUCCAGAGGCUUAUCCCUAUUCUUUUGAGCUCAAAAUCACCAAAGAGUUUGAGCGAGAAUGCAGCUGUGACAAUCGGUCGGUUGGGUCUUGUUUGCCCCGCGCUUGUGGCCCCUGAGCUGCCCAACUUUGCUCAGGCUUGGUGUACGGCUUUGUGGGAGAUUAAGGAUAAUGAUGAGAAGGACUCGGCGUUCAGAGGAUUGUGUAUGAUGAUCAGCGCCAACCCUGAGGGUAUUCAGAGUAGUUUUGUAUGGUUCUGUAACGCCAUCUGCAAAUGGCAACAUCCCUCCGCUCAACUCGAUGAGAUGUUCCGAACAAUUUUGCAAGGGUUCAAGAAUGGUCUUGGUGCGCAAUGGGACGCCCAAAUGUCCAACUUCCCUCCCGUCAUCAGACAGCGUCUCGCUGAGCGUUACGGCGUCUAAAGGAACUCUCUUCUUGUCACGAUGUUUCGUUUUUGCCCUUUUCCUCGACCAUACAGCGUCCGUCAUAUACCCUCAUUCGAUUAGGCAUCUCAGCAUCUAUACCCCUACAUAGCAUUGCGUUUCACGACACUCUCUAUCUUCAAUUAUAUUACGGCGGAGCCUUUGGCGGUCGAAUUUGUGUGCAUUUGGAUAGUGCUCAAGUCUAGUAGGGUAGUUCAACAAGUAAAUAGAUAUACAUAGCAUUUUUCUGUUUUGAAUAAGUUUGCAUUGGAAGCCUUGCCUUAUGCAGGCUUUACAUCAUGGUUACGAAAGUAGAUAGCAACAAUAGUAGAUAGGCAUUGAAUGAACGUCGAAAGUCACGAUCGAGUAUACGAGUGCCAC
Cryptococcus deneoformans JEC21 is the source of this 3285-nucleotide messenger RNA. Its product is annotated as importin beta-2 subunit, putative. Gene Ontology annotation, molecular function: small GTPase binding; nuclear import signal receptor activity. Gene Ontology annotation, cellular component: cytoplasm; nucleus. Bases 130 to 2904 code for a protein of 924 amino acids. Lineage: Eukaryota; Fungi; Basidiomycota; Tremellomycetes; Tremellales; Cryptococcaceae. The transcript has 7 exons. The record is from RefSeq and is a predicted model, not a curated record. Gene Ontology annotation, biological process: protein import into nucleus.